This is a messenger RNA of Ostrinia nubilalis (European corn borer), 1232 nucleotides long. RefSeq lists its product as uncharacterized. The record is from RefSeq and is a predicted model, not a curated record. Bases 228 to 713 code for a protein of 161 amino acids. NCBI's taxonomy places the organism in Eukaryota, Metazoa, Arthropoda, Insecta, Lepidoptera, Crambidae. The transcript is spliced from 3 exons.
AAUCCAGAGAAAGGACAGUAUUUUGUUGAACUAAAAUAAUACAAAGCUUUAGAUGUCGUCUAUACAUAUAAGAACUUUUUAAAAGUCUAAUAAGUUUUAAAAAGUAUAGCGUCAAGCGUCAUGUUUGAGAGGUCCCAUACUGUCAAUUCUACCAACCAAUACAGUGCCCAAGAAAAUAAUAUAAAACAGAAUCACAAAAACUUAUUUAUUAGUUUCUCUAAGACAAAAUGGCCAGAAAUAGCAAUUUAUACGAUUCGUGCAAACACAUAAAAAGGGAACCCAUGUCGCAUGUUGCUGAUGAGAACAUAGCCCGCGAGAUCGGCAACAACUACCGCACCAUUCCCACGUUCGAGAAGGGCCUGUUCGAGCACCAGUUCAUCCGCCACUACUCGCUGCAGAGGAACCAGCAGCUCAAGUGCCGCUGGUCGGUGUACAAGCAGAAUAUUGAGGGGAGGGUCUUCGCGCCCUUUCAGUUCCCUAACCACAGGGAUCUGCACUUCUACCAAAGCGCUAUUCGAUUCGCACCGUCCGAGUCGAUAUAUCGAUACCCCGAGCAUCGAAUGAAGUUGAAGCCCGGCCCCGGAGUCGAUUUCCGGGGACAGAUGCCCAUCCCUCAGGAAAUGCACAUGAAGCGCGGGAAAAUCGAAAAAAGUGACAGCCACAGACAAAAAAUUAAAUCUGCGAAGAAAAAAGUUACCGGAGCAAAGAAAUAAGUCCUAUACUGUUUGCUAAUAGAUUUAUUUAGGAUAUUUUGUAUGUUAAUGUACUUAUUUACUUUGUAUGCAAUGUUAAUUUUGUAAUAGUUUAAUUUUCUAUGUUCAACUCAUUUUGUAAGUUUGUUUUGUUAAGAGCUUUGUUAGUUAUAAUUUUAAUAAAGUUAUUUUAUUUACGAAAAAUCCUUUCAUUUACAUUUUGAAUAUAUGAGAAAGUUACAGUUAAAUACUGGAAUCACGGAGAUAAAGUUUUCUAAAUAAAACACCCACAGACAUACUUAAUGAAUGUCAUAAUUUAUUGACACCCGUGUUCACAUUUCAGAAACAUUAAACAGUUCGCGUGGUCGCGCCGGCACUAUGCACGCGUCCCGUCCGAAACGCACAUCUAAAGUCCGGUAGCCGAGCAGAUAGAAUUUCGUCCAAUGACCCCAAGCUACCCAUCCUUAUCGCUCGCGCGAAAUUAUAUUGCUGUCGCGACUGUGCGACAGGCUGCCACGGUGAGUGUGCGAGCGCAACAGC